This is a messenger RNA of Pseudonaja textilis, 2551 nucleotides long. It is a transcript of the gene P3H1, whose product is annotated as prolyl 3-hydroxylase 1. Gene Ontology annotation, cellular component: endoplasmic reticulum. Gene Ontology annotation, biological process: collagen metabolic process. Lineage: Eukaryota; Metazoa; Chordata; Lepidosauria; Squamata; Elapidae. The record is from RefSeq and is a predicted model, not a curated record. Gene Ontology annotation, molecular function: L-ascorbic acid binding; protein binding; procollagen-proline 3-dioxygenase activity.
UGCGCGCUCCCCUUCGCUUAGCCAAGAUGCUGCGCUUGCUGCUUGCGCUGCUCCUCCGCGCGAUCCUGAGCGCCGCCGACGACUCGCGCCCGACGGUGGAGCAGCUCCGCCCGGCCGACGAGUUGCUAGCGGCCGGAGCCGAGGCUUACAACCGCGGGGACUGGCCCGGCGUCAUCCUGCAGAUGGAGCGGGCGCUCCGGGCACGGGCCGCCUACCGGGAACGCCUGGCCGGCUGCCGAUCGGGCUGCGCGGCCAACCACACGGCCGAGGAUCCCGCGCGGGAGCCCCGCCGCCCGUUCCGCGACCUGCGCUUCUUCCAGCAGCUCCUCCGCCGCGCCGCCUGCCUCCGCCGCUGCCUGCCGGACGGCCCGUCUCGAUACCAGCUGGGCGAGGAGGUGGAACUGGAGUUCCGCAAGCGCAGCCCUUACAACUACCUGCAAGUGGCGUAUUUCAAGAUCAACAAGCUGAAGAAGGCUGUGGCAGCCGCCCAGACCUUCUUCUCAGCCAAUCCGGACCACGCCGAGAUGCGGCAGAACCUGGCUUAUUACCAGAUGAUGGUUGGGGUCAAAGAUUCGGAUUUUAUUGAUUUGGAGGCUAAACCCCACAUGCAAGAUUUCCACCUGGGUGUGAGUUACUACACGGAGGAGAAUCCUCAGGCGGCCAUUUUGCACCUGGAGAAGGCGCUGGAUGAGUACUGGGUAGCCGACGAGGAGUGCCGGGUCCUCUGCGAAGAGCCGUACAACCACGAUGGUUACAACUACCUCGAAUACAAUGCCGACUUCUACCAAGCCUUUAUCGAUCAUUACACCCAAGUGCUGAACUGCAAGCAAGGAUGCGUGACCGAGUUGGCGCAGGAAGCCGGUCAGGAGAAACCCAACGAAGAUUUCCUCCCAUCUCACUUCAACUACCUGCAGUUCGCCUAUUACAACAGUGGCCACUAUGGGAAGGCAGUCGAAUGCGCAAAAACCUACUUGCUUUUUUUCCCGAACGACAAUGUGAUGAAGCAGAACGUGGCUUAUUACGCAGCUAUGCUGGGAGAGAACCUGGCCGAACAGAUCGGGCCCAGAGAGAAAGUCCAGAUUUAUCGCCGGCGGAGUCUUUUAGAGAAGGAAUUACUCUAUUUUGCAUAUGACGUCUUUGGCAUUCCUUUCGUCGAUCCGGACACAUGGACCCCGGAAGAAGUCAUUCCCAAGAGACUUCAGGAGAAACAAAAGGCUGAACGCGAGACGGCGGCCCGGAUCUCAGAGGAGAUCGGUAACCUCAUGAAGGAGAUUGAGAAUCUGGUGGAGGAGAAGACGAAGGAAUCUUCCGACAUGAAUAAACUCGUACGGGAAGGGGGCCCAUUGGUUUACGAUGGGCUCAGGGUUGCCAUGAAUUCCAAGACCCUGAACGGCUCUCAGCGCGUGGUGGUGGACGGAGUCCUUUCCCAAGAAGAAUGCCGGACGUUGCAAGCCCUGACCAAUGCAGCUGCUUCGGCGGGCGACGGUUAUAGGGGACAGACCUCGCCCCACACACCCAGCGAGACUUUUCAUGGGGUGACCGUCCUGAAAGCCCUCAAGCUGGGGCAGGAAGGCAGAGUUCCCAUGCCGAGCGCUUACCUCUACUACAACGCCACAGAGAAAGUCCGCCACAUGUUGGAGUCUUACUUCCGCCUGGACGUCCCUCUGCAUUUCUCCUAUACUCACCUGGUGUGCCGGACGGCCAUCGCAGAUAAACAGGGGGGCCGAACGGAUCCCAGCCACCCCGUGCACGUCGACAACUGCAUUCUCAACGCCGAGGCCCUGGUGUGCCUCAAGGAGCCCCCUGCGUACACCUUUCGGGACUACAGCGCCAUCCUUUAUUUAAACGGAGAUUUCGAAGGAGGGGAGUUUUAUUUUACCGAGUUGGAUGCCACGACCGUCACGGCCGAGGUGAAGCCCCAGUGCGGCCGGACAGUGGGCUUCUCGGCUGGAUUGGAAAACCCGCACGGCGUCCGAGCCGUCACGAAGGGCCAGCGUUGCGCCAUCGCCUUGUGGUUUACCCUGGACCCCCGCCAUAGCGAACGGGAGAGAAUCCAAGCCGAUGACCUGGUUCGGAUGCUCUUCAAAACCGAAGAAACCCAAUGGCUCCCCGAAACGGGACCGAACCCCAAAGAGGCCGAAACAGCCCCCAAAGAGACUUCUGAAAAGAAAGACGAACUAUAGAGCCACAUCUGGUUCAAAAAGCGGGAUUAUGAGAUAAUUUGUCAUAAUUUGGGGUACGAAUUGGGUCUCUGGAGCAAGAGAGAAAACUGACCAUAAACAUCAGUGACUAUAAAAAUACAGGCGGGAGAUAUCGGGGUUUGCCCUUUCCCCGUUUCUUGAAUGGCUGGAAAAUUCAUCAGGUUGAAAGGGACCUUGGAGGUCCUCUAGUCCAACCCGCCCUGCCCGAGGCAGGAGUUUUCAUACACUGCAUUUUUUUUUCCAUGAAAUAUUCCAGCGAUGGAGAACCCGCAACUUCGGGAGACAUAGCUUCAUAACUGAUAGUCCCCCAACAGUUCGUUUAGUGAUCGUUCGAAGUUACGACGGCCCUG